Molecule: messenger RNA, 411 nt
Organism: Cordyceps fumosorosea ARSEF 2679
Lineage: Eukaryota; Fungi; Ascomycota; Sordariomycetes; Hypocreales; Cordycipitaceae
Product: NADH:ubiquinone oxidoreductase, 17.2kDa subunit
Exons: 5
Coding region: 1-411 (136 amino acids)
Biological process (GO): response to oxidative stress; mitochondrial respiratory chain complex I assembly
Cellular component (GO): membrane
Source: RefSeq, a predicted model, not a curated record
AUGUCGACCAUUCCGCGUACGCUGCGCAACAUCCGCAAAGUUGGAAUCAAGGACUACUUGGUUCAGAUGUGGUACAUCGGUGACACCAAGGCCGGCACAUACAUGGGCAAGGACCGCGCGGGCAACAAGUACUUUGAGAACGGCGAGGAGCUGCCGCUCCGCACGCGCUGGGUCGAGUACGCCAAGCACGACUUCGACGCCGCCCACAUCGAGCCCGGCUGGCACGCGUGGAUGAGCUACGCCGUCGACACCAUCCCGGGCGAGGACCACCUGCUCACCGCCGGCACCCGCAAGUUCGAGCCCGCCCUGCCCAAGCCCAACUACACGCAGACCCGCGGCGCGUUCAAGACCUACAACACGACGAAGAGCAAGCUGACCGCUUGGGAGCCCGUCGCCGCGCCGAGGUCAUAG